UCAUUUUCCAGAGAGAGAGAGAGAGAUCAAAGCUCUCAUCAGUCUCUCUCGCUCACGAAGCACGGCCAUGACUUCAGAGAGCUCUCCGCCUCUGAUUUCAGCUCAGCUCAACCACCUCGCUCUUCACUUUCCUUUUCUCGCGAAGAUUGAGCCUAAGUGGUCUGGUAGCAAAGACUACAAUGGAGUUCAUGAUCGGUUUACCUUAGUUAUUUCUUACUGUCUGGACUUUAUCAGAUGGGAUGUUAUAUUUGAUGCUGAGUAUCCGAUGUCUGCACCGGAUUUUAUAUUCGGACCUGAAAAUGAAAGUUUUCAGCAGUUUCUUGUAUUGCAUGGUGAAGAACCAAAGUCUCCCUUGAGCCGUUUGGGUGAUUGGAAUGCUAGAGAUCCUAAGCAGCUAAUGCAUGUAGUUCAGGAACUGAGAGAUCAAUACAUGGCGUACCAGACAAAGCGUGUUGGAGAGGUUCAAGAUGAUCGCGUGAAGUUUGAAAUUAGCACAAUUGCUUUUCGGGAGGGAAUCGAGAUGUACUUGAGUUCCGGAUUUGAUAAGCCAGAGGAGGUUAAAUUUGCAGUGCCCCUAGUCGAUACAAACAUAAACAAAAUGGUGCCCGGCUGCCCCUGGAUAUAUCCGCAGAAGAUAUAUUUGCAGGUUAUAUAUCCUGUUGAGAAAAAAUAUGUUUCGACUCCACCAGCUCCUCGUUUAAAACUAGUAGCUACCGGGGACUUGAAGGCUCUAUUUUCCAUAGAUGAUAUCAAACUUCCAACAUGGUUGACGGAGAUGUGCAUGGCCGAAUAUCUUCCCCCUCUGGAAGAGACUCUUGAGAAACAGGUUUUGGAGGCAAUUUCCUUAAUUGAUGUUAGACGACGCUUUAUCGAGGCAUUAGCUGUUCUGUUUGGAAGACCAGUGGAAGCCGAUCCGAUCUUUUGCAGAAGGGCAACGUUUAUCACUGCUUCUGGAGUUUUCACGUUCAUGGUUCACUUUGCUAUCACAACUCAAUUUCCAAAGCAACCGCCAGCUAUAAUGCUUCAGAGUUCCCAGCAUUGCAACCCUCAAGGUGUGCCAAUCAAAUCGCAGCCACUGACUGAUUAUCCUUUUAGUCCAAGAUGGGAAGCAUCGCUAAUGGCUGAACGAAUAUGGGACUUUUUGGCCGAUGAAGCCUUAAUCUUCAAGAAGCACUGCAUGGAGCAGCAGUAGACGGCGCGGCUAAGUAUAUUGACAUAUUGUCAAUGUUUUGUAUCGUCACUGGUGCCAUACCAAUCAAACUGUGUAAAGUUGGCCCCUUUUGAAAUCUCAUGAUUGUUUGAUAUCAGCAUGGAUCAAAUAGAUCAUCACUUCUGUUUAGAAUUAGGAAAUGAAAGUGAUUAAAACUGCAGUUUAUAAUCUUGAACUUGAACUUUGGUAAUCUCCAAGAUUUGAAGCAUCUAUUACAAUAGCUGCCUAAUCUUCCUUUUGA
This is a messenger RNA of Argentina anserina (silverweed cinquefoil), 1451 nucleotides long. RefSeq lists its product as uncharacterized. Lineage: Eukaryota; Viridiplantae; Streptophyta; Magnoliopsida; Rosales; Rosaceae. Gene Ontology annotation, cellular component: BRCA1-A complex; BRISC complex. The transcript is spliced from 13 exons. The record is from RefSeq and is a predicted model, not a curated record. Gene Ontology annotation, biological process: double-strand break repair. Bases 68 to 1192 code for a protein of 374 amino acids.